Trichoderma reesei QM6a is the source of this 837-nucleotide messenger RNA. Its product is annotated as PTH-type GPCR protein. The record is from RefSeq and is a predicted model, not a curated record. NCBI's taxonomy places the organism in Eukaryota, Fungi, Ascomycota, Sordariomycetes, Hypocreales, Hypocreaceae. The annotation marks the transcript as partial. The transcript is spliced from 3 exons.
AUGGCGCUGCAGACUGUCACAUUCCCAAUUCUUCCGGUGGUGAAGACGCAUCUCAUCAUCAACAGCGUCCUCGUAGGAGCUGCCGUCGUCAUUGUCGGAUUCCGCGUGUUUGCACGCAUCGUGACCGGCGCAAAGCUUUGGUGGGAUGAUUACUUGAUACUUCUUUCGAUGCCCCUGGGCAUUGGCAUGCUUGUUAUCCAGGGCCUCUAUGCCCCGAUGGGAGUUGGACGCCAGAUUUCCGAGACGCAGCCAAAUCUAGUCAUCAUCUUGAAGCUGACCAUUGCAUAUGCGUUGUCAUACACAUCAUGCAUUACCAUUAUCAAACUCAGCAUCCUCUGUUUCUAUCUCCGAGUCUUUCCCAACAGCAAGUUGCGAAUCGCUACCCAGAUUGUGAUCGGUAUUGUCUCGUUAUGGGGCUUGGGCAGUGUCCUCAUGUUCUUCUUCGUCUGUCGGCCUUUCGAAGCGACCUGGAAUCCCCUUGUCGGGGGCACUUGCGCAGACCGAAUCGCGACAUUCCUCGCAGUCGGAGCUUACAACAUCAUAAGCGACAUCAUCAUCCUCACAUUGCCUUUACGCACAAUAUGGACGUUAAACACGAGGAGCCAAAUGAAGGUUGCGUUGACAAUACUCUUCUUGACCGGCUUGCUAGUGUCUGUCGUCGCCGUCUGUCGGAUCAUCACGUUGACGCAUCUCAACAUGGAUAAUGUAACAGGCACCAUGGUGUGGGCCGACUUUCUCUCGACCCUUGAGGCCAAUCUUGGCAUUAUUUGCGUGUCACUGCCGAUGCUGGGCCCACUGGUCGUGAAAUACACCAAAGGUCGAGGAGCGAGAAAGCUG